Trichomycterus rosablanca is the source of this 1303-nucleotide messenger RNA. RefSeq names its product arylamine N-acetyltransferase, pineal gland isozyme NAT-10-like. NCBI's taxonomy places the organism in Eukaryota, Metazoa, Chordata, Actinopteri, Siluriformes, Trichomycteridae. Gene Ontology annotation, molecular function: arylamine N-acetyltransferase activity. The transcript is spliced from 2 exons. The record is from RefSeq and is a predicted model, not a curated record. The coding region runs from base 132 to 983 and encodes 283 amino acids.
UUCGAACCAGGAAGUGUUUCUGAAUGAGCUCGUGUAAGAACCAAACAGGACUCGUAAUACAAGCAGUAAAAUCUGAGGGAUUUAGGUUUUAAGUAUAUAUAAAUAUAUAUAUAGUUGUAUUUGGUAGAAGGAUGGAUGUUGAGAAGUAUUUAGCGCGUAUCGGUUGUUCUCCUCCGUGUCCUCCAACCCUGGAGACUCUUCGCCUGCUGCACCUGAAUCAUUUACUCUCGGUGCCCUUUGAGGACCUGAGCAUUCACAGUGGAGAGAAGGUUCACCUCCAUCUACCCUCCAUCUACCAGAAAAUCGUGUUACACCAGCGGGGUGGAUUCUGCUAUGAGAAUAAUGGGCUGUUCUCCUGGCUCCUGGCUCAGCUCGGCUUCCAGGUGGAGAUUUUGGCAGCGCAGGUAAGAAACCGGUUUACCAAAGCAUACGGGCCUCCGUUUGACCACCUCAUCAUGAUGGUGACACUAGAUGGGCACAGGUGGCUCUGUGACGUAGGUUUCGGAUCUGGUUUCCAGCUUCCACUUUCCUUAGAGACAGACAGCCCUCAAAUCCAGAGUCAUGGAGUAUACCGGGUUAGAGCCCACGCAGACCUGUUCUUCAUGGAGAUGCUGUCCGAGAGUGAUAUGAUGAAGAAUCCUGAAGAGGAAGGUUCAUGGGUAGAGCUGUACAAAUUCACUCUUAAGUCGUGCCAAAGAGAAGAUUUCCAGGCCAUGUGUGAGUACCAUCAGAGUUCGGUUAGUUCCAUCUUUUUCUGCAAAUCCCUCUGCACGAUGCUGCUUCCAACCGGAAGAAUCACAGUCAUGGGCCGCACACUGCAUACCACUCAGCUACCAGAUGAACAGGGACUGCCAGCAAAAACCAAAAGAGAUCUUUCAGAUGAAGAAAUUACUGAGAUACUCAAGGAAAGGUUUGGGAUAGUGUUGUCUUCUCCACUCACUCCCAAAGAUGUGGACAUUGUGCCCCCCACAGUAAACUGUUAAGUGUGUGUGUGUGUGUGUGUGUGUGUGUGUGUAAGUAAUAAAAACAUUGUUUUAUUAUGUUGUUUUACUGUGUACUUGUGUAAAAACGUCUCUUUAGUAUGGGCAGUUGUAGCCUAGCGAUUAAAGUACUGGACUAGUAAGCAGAAGGUCGCUGGUUCAAACUUCAACACUACCAAGUUGCCACUGUUGGGCCCUCGAGCAAGGCCCCUAACCCUCAGUUACUUAGACUGUGUACUGUAAGCAUCUGCUAAAUGCCGAAAAUGUAAAUGUAAUGUAAAUGUCUCUUUAACUCUUUGCCUUUUUCUGCUGAAGCAACCUGU